Messenger RNA from Zeugodacus cucurbitae (melon fly), 2176 nucleotides. RefSeq names its product pre-mRNA-splicing factor CWC25 homolog (gene Cwc25). The transcript is spliced from 3 exons. The record is from RefSeq and is a predicted model, not a curated record. Gene Ontology annotation, biological process: mRNA splicing, via spliceosome. NCBI's taxonomy places the organism in Eukaryota, Metazoa, Arthropoda, Insecta, Diptera, Tephritidae. Bases 185 to 2101 code for a protein of 638 amino acids. Gene Ontology annotation, cellular component: U2-type spliceosomal complex.
UUUAUAAAUUUAGAUUGUUUACACUCAGGUAAAAGCAAUGCUAAACGUGUAGAAAAUAAAAUUGCAAGUAAAUGUGAAAUAUAUACAUUAUUUAUAUUAUUUUAUGCUAAAUAAGCACAUUAAUUUUACGGAGAUUCUGCAAUAAUCCAAUAUUUCGCAGUAGUAAAAGUAAAAACACGACAAAAUGGGCGGCGGAGAUUUGAAUUUGAAGAAGUCUUGGCAUCCGCAUACGAUGAAAAACCAAGAAAAGGUAUGGAAAGCGGAGCAAGCCAAAUCACAGGAAGAUAGAAAGCUUAAAGAUUUACGGCGGGAAAUUGAAGAAGAAAAAAAUCGAGAGGAGCUUAAGCAGAUCGGUCGCAAUUCUGGUAUACUUCCACAGGAGGAUAAAAAAUUAGAAUGGAUGUACAAAAGUAGUAAUGAUCUUAUAAAUCGUGAAGAGUAUCUACUAGGCAGAAACAUUGACAAAUCAUUUGAGAUGUUGCAAGCUGAGGAGCAACGCAAAGAUCAAAAUAUGGUAGGUGUAAAGCAAUCAAUUAAUCAUGUGGAGCACGAAUGCAUACCUUUUUCCAUACGGUCUUAUCGUAAUAUGGAGUCCACAGAACAAGUCGAUUUGCAGCGUAAAGUCAUGGAGGACCCUUUAAUGUUAAUUAAACAACGUGAGAUGGAAUCGAGGAAAAAACUUUUAGAGAAUCCGGUUAAAUUAAAAGAACUUCAUCGUAUUCUUAAAACUGACGAAUUACUAAAGAAACCCAAAAAAGCGAAGAAAUCUAAAAAGUCGAAGAAAUCCAAGAAGAAGCACAAAAAACGUACUAAAUCUUCUAGCGAUGAUGGCUCAUCCGAUUCUGAAUCUGGUAGCGAUACCGCAAAGGAUCUAGAUAAGGAAUUAGCUAAACGAUAUAAAAAGCUAAAUAACGAGGAAGAUUUGUCUGGUUUAAAUUUGUCAAAACUAUUGGACGCUAAAUUCGAAACUAUUACAAAGGAAUUGGAUAAAGCAGCAGGUGGUAAACGCAAAAAAGAUCACCGCCAUCGCUCAAAUAGCAGUGAAAGUGAUCAUGAUAAUAAAAGGAAAAGCCGUUCAAGAGAGCGUGAACGACGAGUGGACAGAAAUGCAUAUGAGAGUAAAGAAAGGCAAAAAGCAUUUAGAAGCUCGCGUCACAGAUCACCCAAUAACUAUCAAAAACGACAAAGCUCAAAUGUACGAUCACCCGAUGAGCCUCGUAAACGACAAUAUUCUACGUCUCCUUCGGUGGAAAGGAAGAUCAGAAAUAUUUCCAAUUCUAAAAAAUCACGUUCAAGUCGUUCGUUAAGUAAUGACCGUAAAAAGAUUAAAGAUCGAUCCAGCAAAUUGAACGAAAAUUCGAGACAACGAGAUUAUAAAGGUCGUGAAACUAGAUCUUCGGCACGUUCAAGUAGAAGAGAACGAUCAAAAUCUCCACUUAGAUCUUCAUAUAGAAGAUCACGUUCCCCGCGUAGAAGCUCACGUUCGCCACAUAGAAGACCAAGUUCACCACGUAAAAGUUCACGUUCGCCACGUAGAAGAUCACGUUCCCCACAUAGAAGACCACGUUCUCCACGUAAAAGUUCACGUUCUCCUCGUAGAAGUUCCCGUUCUCCUCAUAGAAAACCACGUAAAGCUUCACGCUCACCACAAAGAAGACCACACUCUCCACGUAAAAGUUCUAAUUCGCCUCGCAGAUCUUCACGUUCUCCUCGUAAGACUUCACAUUCACCCCGUAGGAGUGAAAAAUCAAAGGAUCGUAAUGAAAAUAAAUGGGGCAAUGAGCGAUCAAAUGAAAGUAAAGUUGGUACUGCUACACAGAAAAAAUUAAGCACUGAGGAAAAGGAGGCACGUCUUCGGGAAAUGAUGGAAAACGCUAGUUGGAGAGAGGAGGAUCGUGUUAAAUCAGUGCAAAAGCAUCGCGAAGCAAAUGCUCGUGAAGAGGAGCAAUAUAAAACCCAGGAUUUCGAUAAGGAAUUUAUAAACAAAGAAGUAAGAAAAGCGAUUGCUACACAGUCGUCAAUUGGGUCUAGAAUACGUUCAAAUUUGAAUAAUAUCCAACGCACAUCUGCUGCCAUGAAUGCCAAUUUUACGAAAAAAUAAAUCAAAUUUCCACUUCUAGAUGUAAGUAAAUACCGUUUUUGUAACUAAGAAAUACACAUCUUAAACGUUUUUAAA